ACAUCAAUCUUUUCAAGGACUAUAACUGUUGUCAAAUAAUAAGUUUACUAGACUACCAUAAAAUGGCAGAUUUACUUGGUUCGAUUUUGGGGUCAAUGGAAAAGCCCCCAUCAAUAGGAACAGAUGAAAGAAAAAAAGCUAAAGCUGAGAAAGCCCUGCAGGCUAAGCAACAAGAAGCAGAAAAGAAAAUGCUUGAUAAUUUUAAACAAAAGAUACAGAAAAGGAUACAUGAAUUUAUUAAAGAUGGCACACAAGAGAAACUGAAACUAGAGCCUAUGGACAAAGUUUUAAGAGCCAUUGUACAUGAUGUGGCUGAGGUAGCUGGCUUGGCUUCUUUUUCUUUUGGCCUUGAAGAAGAUGAUAGAUAUGUAAUGCUAUGGAAAAAGGAAUUUGCUCCAUCAGAUGAGGAGUUAUUGGCAUAUAGAAAGGGCGAGGAGUGGGAUCCAGAGAAAAAUAAAGAAUUACAAAGACAAAGAGAAUUAGAAGAACAGCUUGAAAAAGACAGAAAGUCUAAUCCUUCCAAAGAUACACCAUCCUCAAACUACAGGGACAAGUACAAACACCUCAUUGGGGAUGAAGCAGCCAAAGAAGCAGCUAGGGGUCUAGUCUCCAACUCACAAUAUGGUUUUGUUCCUAGUAAGAAUAAGCAAGACUCUAGAACUAUAGAACAAGUGCUUGCCGAUACCAGAGCAAGGAAGAAGCAGAAAGUUGAACACAACCCGUCACAAUCAUCAGAUACCAAUUAACCUUUGAUCAGAAUCUUAGUUAACUGUGAAUGCCCUCAUCGAAUAAUACAGCAUGAAUUUACUAUACUAAAUUAUGUCAAAUCUGUGUGUAUGAUUUAUUUUCUAAAUUUGCUAUCCAACAAGAGCAAUAAUGGCAUAUCAAAGGUUACCAGAAAAUGAGACAUCAAUUUGUAGUAAAAGUAAGACUGGUGAUUGAUAAUACAUGAUGAUGGUUUAAAAUAUAAAUUUUUAAGCUUUUGAGUUAUGAGAAUGGUUUGAAUGUCUGUAUGUAAUUGAAACAUGUAUAUACAUCAUUUGUUGUAAUGAUUUUAUAUUUUUUUCAAUGCAUUGUAUUUGUAAAAAUGUAAAAGGAAAAAAAAUAAAAUUAUAAAAUAAUUUUUUUAAAAA
Messenger RNA from Biomphalaria glabrata, 1133 nucleotides. Its product is annotated as sperm-associated antigen 7 homolog. The record is from RefSeq and is a predicted model, not a curated record. The transcript is spliced from 7 exons. The coding region runs from base 63 to 746 and encodes 227 amino acids. Gene Ontology annotation, molecular function: nucleic acid binding. NCBI's taxonomy places the organism in Eukaryota, Metazoa, Mollusca, Gastropoda, Planorbidae.